Messenger RNA from Propithecus coquereli (Coquerel's sifaka), 3103 nucleotides. RefSeq names its product formin binding protein 4 (gene FNBP4). Lineage: Eukaryota; Metazoa; Chordata; Mammalia; Primates; Indriidae. Gene Ontology annotation, molecular function: protein binding. The transcript is spliced from 11 exons. The record is from RefSeq and is a predicted model, not a curated record. Bases 213 to 2144 code for a protein of 643 amino acids.
UAAAUGAAGGAAUUCAGGGUCUCUCAAAUAAUGAGGAGGAGAAGAAAGGGGUGGCAGCAUCACUACUUGCUCCUUUAUUACCUGAGGGAAUAAAAGAGGAAGAAGAGAGAUGGAGAAGAAAAGUAAUUUGUAAAGAAGAGCCAGUUUCAGAAGUGAAAGAAGCAAGUACAACAGUAGAAGAAGCAGCAACGAUAGUAAAGCCACCGGAAGUUAUGUUGGACAACAUAGAAGACCCUUCUCAGGAGGAUCUUUGCAGUGUUGUCCAAUCUGGAGAAAGUGAGGAGGAAGAGGAACAAGAUACCCUUGAGCUGGAACUAGUUUUGGAAAGGAAAAAAGCAGAGUUGCGAGCCUUGGAGGAAGGAGAUGGCAGUGUGUCAGGGUCUAGUCCACGUUCUGAUAACAGCCAGCCAGCAUCUCAAGAUGGAAUGCGUAGACUUAUGUCUAAAAGAGGAAAAUGGAAGAUGUUUGUUCGAGCUACCAGUCCAGAAUCUACCAGCCGAAGUUCUAGCAAAACUGGACGAGAUACUCCAGAAAAUGGAGAAACUGCAAUUGGUGCUGAAAAUUCAGAAAAAACAGAUGAGAAUUCAGACAGAGAGAUGGAAGUAGAAGAAUCUUCAGAAAAAAUAAAAGUACAGAUAGCACCAAAAGUAGAAGAAGAACAGGAUUUGAAAUUUCAGAUUGGCGAACUGGCAAAUACCCUGACGAGUAAAUUUGAAUUUCUAGGCAUUAAUAGACAGUCCAUCUCCAAUUUUCACGUGCUGCUCUUACAGACUGAGACUCGAAUUGCAGACUGGCGGGAAGGGGCUCUUAAUGGAAACUACCUUAAACGAAAACUUCAGGAUGCAGCAGAACAACUAAAACAGUAUGAAAUAAACGCCACUCCUAAAGGCUGGUCCUGCCACUGGGACAGGGAUCAUAGACGAUAUUUCUAUGUAAACGAACAGUCGGGCGAGUCUCAGUGGGAGUUCCCAGAUGGUGAGGAGGAGGAAGAAGAAAGCGAAGCACAAGAAAGUAGAGACGAGACUCUUCCUAAACAGACCUUGAAAGACAAAACUGGCACUGAUUCAAAUUCUGCAGAAUCCUCUGAGAAUCCUACAGGUUCUCUUUGUAAAGAAUCCUUUUCUGGUCAAGUUUCUUCUUCAUCACUCAUGCCACUUACUCCAUUCUGGACCCUCCUUCAGUCAAAUGUUCCUGUGCUUCAACCUCCAUUACCCUUGGAAGUGCCACCACCCCCACCUCCACCCCCCGAAUCACCUCCACCCCCUCCACCUCCACCGCCUCCUGUAGAAGAUGGUGAGAUCCAGGAGGUUGAGAUGGAGGAUGAGGGAAGUGAGGAGCCUCCUGCUCCAGGAACAGAGGAGGAUACUCCUUUGAAACCUUCAGCACCAACCACAGUUGUAACUAGCCAGAGUUCAGUUGAUUCUGCCAUCUCUAGUUCCCCUUCCACUAAAGCAAUAAAGAGAAAAGCUACAGAAAUUAGCACUGCCGUGGUUCAGAGGUCAGCUACCAUUGGUAGUUCUCCAGUUCUCUACAGCCAAUCAACUAUAACUACAGGUCACCAGGCAACAGGGAUUGGGAACCAGGUGACAGGGAUUGGACACCAGACAAUUCCAGUUAGUCAUCCAGCAGCAGGAAUGGGCCAUCAGGCCAGAGGAAUGAGCCUACAGUCAAAUUACCUUGGACUAGCAGCAGCACCUACAAUUAUGAGUUACGCUGAAUGUUCUGUCCCAAUUGGAGUGACUGCUCCAUCAUUGCAGCCAGUCCAGGCCCGAAAUGCUGUGCCUGCUACUGCUGUUAUAGAACCACCACCUCCUCCUCCUCCUCCUCCACCACCACCACCACCAGCUCCCAAAGUGCCACCACCUGAGAAGACGAAAAAAGGAAAGAAAGACAAGGCAAAGAAGAGUAAAACCAAAAUGCCAUCUUUGGUAAAGAAGUGGCAGAGUAUCCAGCGUGAGUUAGAUGAAGAGGACAAUUCUAGUUCUAGUGAAGAAGACCGGGAAUCAACUGCACAGAAGCGAAUUGAAGAGUGGAAACAGCAGCAGCUCGUUAGUGGCAUGGCUGAGAGAAAUGCUAAUUUUGAAGCCCUUCCUGAGGAUUGGCGAGCAAGACUGAAGAGAAGGAAAAUGGCUCCAAACACAUAGUUUUUUAAAUUUAGAGAAAUUUUUUAAUUUGUGUUCAUUUCAGAGUCUUAACCAGUUUUACUGUUGUCAAAUAAACUAUAAAUGUUAUGGGGGAGACCAUAUAAAUUUCCUAGACAAGAACAUACGCAUACAAAGUUUUCACCCUUGUGAAAUGUAAUUUUUCUGUUUUGCUGAAAGGUGAGGUGAUUGGAAUUGCUUUAACCUGGCUGCCUUUAUUCUCACACUGGCAAAAUUAGCAUGUUAGGUAUAUUAACCUCAUCAGUCUUGAGAAACAUGUGGCACAUGCGUCUGACACUUCCGUAGAGGGCUCAUUGACAAAAAGUGAAGAAUUUUCCUGCCUAAUAGAGGUUCAUUUAGUUCUAGUGUGGCACAUGCUCUCAUUAACUUCUACUCCAAAACAAGUGCAAUUCAUACGGCAGCUCUGUAUUCGACCUUGCUUCACUGAGAUAGUCAGGAUCUCUCUCUGACCUCUUCCUUUAGUCUCCUCCACCUGAAGUGCAGAGGUAUGUCAAGUGGUUUACCUUGUGCUGAGAGAUGGCCACAUUCUUUCGUCUUUCUCACAAAUUCUAGAACUGGUAGCUCAGUCAUUUCACACACUAGGUGGCAUAUUUGAAUUUUAAUACAAGCAGAAACAGCAGCUUGUAUUAUAUCCUUGAUUUUGAGAAUUUUCCCCUCGUGUAUGUGACAGUAAAUGCAACAAAAGCCACUCUGUAUCAGUGUGUUUCCAUUGUCUUACCCUGGUCUGAAAUCACCUCCCUUUGUGUGAAUGUAUUCUACAUAAAAUUCCAGUAUUUAAAAGGCAGUUUACUGUUCUGUACUUUCUGUUGUACCACAAUCAGGUAAAAGUCACUUUAAACUGAAGAAAAGGCAAAUUGUGUUUUAAAGCUGUUUGUAUUUCUCCAGUUUCUGACCUUGUAAAUUUGUAUAUAUGCACUAAUAAAGCUUUUUUUAUACUUCUG